This is a messenger RNA of Phycomyces blakesleeanus NRRL 1555(-), 402 nucleotides long. RefSeq lists its product as hypothetical. NCBI's taxonomy places the organism in Eukaryota, Fungi, Mucoromycota, Mucoromycetes, Mucorales, Phycomycetaceae. The transcript is spliced from 6 exons. The coding region runs from base 1 to 402 and encodes 133 amino acids. The record is from RefSeq and is a predicted model, not a curated record.
AUGACCAUGCUUAACACCACUAACAACCACAGCAUAUUUAACUCAUGUAUGAUUAUCCUUAACGAGAUUCUAUAUGUUUCUCGUUUCCUAAAUCAGUCCUAUACCGUACUUUCGCUCUCAAUUGGUCACUUUUCCGGUUGCGCCCAACAUCUAGGCUUGGCCAUAAAAAAUACUAUAUCAAUAGCCAGUUAUGCAGAAGACUAUAAGGAGUUUUUGUCAUUAAAGUGCAACGCAAUCUUGUUGGAUAUUUUACUAUUUACUGGCCUUCUUACAACCAGUAUGAAAGCAGCGCAUGAGGCUACCAAUUGGUCCCACCAGAAGCAAAGGCUAAAGAGCCCACCCUUUUCGAGGCAAAAGCUAAAAAAGAGUCGUCAUGCAAAGAUCCUUUCAGAAUGGGUAUAA